AUGUCCUAUCUCCAGUUGGUUGACUUUGAGGAUGGUGCCAUUAACAUUAACGAGGAGACACUACGGAGGACGAUCCUCAAUCCAAUUUAUCAUGAUUAUAGAGUUAAGAUUGUCAGCAUUAUUGGACCGAGUCGCACUGGGAAGACCUUCCUCGUCGCUUUCCUAUCUCAAUACAACCAUAAGAGUACCCCAACCACAAUUAUUGGCGAUUUUCAAACCGGAUACGACCCGGUGACCAAAGGGAUUCGCAUAAGCGAGCUACCGCGGCAUGACAAAAUGGGAGGCGAAAAGCAUGCCCUCUUUCUGCUUGACACCCAGGGAAUGUUUGAUCUUCAAACUGAAACCCAUAUCUCCGAAUGGAUCAUGGCAUUCAAUCUGCUGGUUGCUGACGCAUUGAUUUUCAAUGUACGUGUAAAUGUUGAUGGAGCUCACCUGCGGACAAUCCAGCGUGCGGCCGAGGUUGCAUCAUCGGUUGGCCAGGGCAAUAUCGCCCCGAACCUGCUCUUCCUGGUCCGUGACGCGGCCGAACCCGGGAUGCCGGGCCAAGAAUUCUUAGAGCUGCUUUGGACAAGAAUUGGACCAUCGACCGAAUUGGUGGAGGCGCGUUCCUCGCUGCGGGAUUUGUUUAGCAAUAUUGGUUGUAUUUUGACACCGACCCCAACCAGAAAGACACAGACCGCCAGCGGGCAAUUCCAGAUUCAAGGCGAAGAAGACGAGCUAUUUAUAAAAACCCUCGCCGGUACCAUCAAAUGGAUCCUCAAUGGCCGUAGCCAUCGAUCUGCGCUCGACGCGACGGGCGUCGAGAACUGGAGGAAUAUAUCACAACUCCUGGAAGAGUCGAUGCACAGUUUUUCACAAGCCUUUAAGGCGAAAACCGCAGUCUUCCUCCAAAAUGCCAUCAACGAGACGUACACCAAACUUGAUAUCGACGAUCAGAAAGCCGCAGCCAGCCCCAAGCUCUCACAAUAUUACUUCGACAAAAAAUGCGAGGCACAAAACAUGAUAGGCCGCACGUAUCCACCCGCUAUGGCUCGGAAAAUCGAAGAAGGGGUCCUCACUCUCUUAACGACUGACUAUAACCGCAUGGUCGAUUUGAUGGCCCGGGAAGAAAAGGUGAAGACAAAACAAAAGUUGGUUGAGACCGUACUACAAGCCGGAAAAGUUGAAAUUUCGAAGUUAAGUUCGAUUCGCGAUUGCCAUGAAUUUUGCGAGAAAAACCGUCUUGCAGAGCUUUCGGAAAGCGACCCGGAACUGGAACAUCAGCUGCGGGACAUCUUCAAAGCACAAAUGACGCUGGUCGCCAAAACUGGUAUCAAUGAUCGGAUUGCGGAUGAAUGCAAGAUACUUAAAGCUAUCUUGAACAAGGUUCCCGUGAAUCAGGCUUUGCAGCCUGAGAGAUACACUGAUGCGAUUGAACAGGGUGCCAUGGCGGUUUCGGAGACAACUAGUUUCCUCUGGAGUCUGGAUAUUAUUAACGAAGCAACCCUGCAAGCGGCGGUGAGCAAUCAUGAAAACCUGCAAAAAAGGCAGUUGGACGCUGAACGCCGCCCAAAAUCACCCAUCGCAAAGCAUGAGAUCAGACUAACGGAAAAAUCUGAAGUCACACAACGAGAAAGCAGCAAUUGUAGCAAGAUAUCUGUUGUUCAUGAUACCGUAAAGGGUGUGGAAGAAGCGAAGACCCCGCUGACGAUCGAAGGAUUCCAUAAGAUCGCGACAGCGAAUUCCGUAUUGUCUCAUGCGAAUAUGACCAUGAAACAGCUGCAAGGAGAAGAACCGAUGGCUGUAAAAACUGAAUCGGUCCGAAACAAACCCGAAAUAUACGGCACUCAUCAAGGUCCUGGACAACACGGUUUCGCAGAAAAAGCUCAUGCAAAUCUUGAAUCGGAUUCGGGCUACAAUACCGAGUCCACAUCAGUAGGGGCUAUCUCAGCCGAAAGUGUGGAACAGUCAAAUCCUCACACCGAAAAUAUUUCCCUGGAAAAUCACGCCCUGCACAAACGAAUUGAGGAAUUGACUAACGAGAACAGCAAACUAAUCAAACAAGACCAAAACAACUUUUUGAAAAUCGCCGGGUUAGAUGACAAGCUGCAACACUGUGAAUUGAUUUUUGAGGAGUUAUCAAACUUUCGCCAGGAUCUCCGGAGGCUUGUACAGGACUACCAUAGAGACAACAUUAUUUUGGUGGCGGUGCAGCGCGAAAAGCUAACGGUCGAUAUUAUUCGUUUAUUGAAACGAGACGAAAACAAUAAGUGCCUGCCUUAUUAUGAAGCCCUUCAACGCGAACGCAUGAAUAUCGCAUCUCAUACCUACGAGGUUCUCACCAAUAAGGAAUUUAAGACACAGCCGGACCAGAUGAUAUUCUCCAAUAACGCAACAGUUCUUGGUGACGGUCGGCGUGUCAAUUUUGGCCACCUAGCUCGCGUCGACAACAAAUUUGCGUUUGCUGUGCGUCACAUCCGUGAGCAUAUAAAGAAGAGAGAUGAGACUUUCUUGCCGACUGUCAAGGCGAUCAUUUCCCAAUUUGAGAAUGAUUGCGCAAGUGAGCAACUGCCCUUUCACGUGGAAUUGUCGAUAAGCCAGUCGCUCCAAAAUAAUGCCGAUCUUUUUUACAUGCAAAAUGGUGGACAUGGUUGGAUCUACGAUUCUAAAAUCAGCCGGACCGACAGGGAACUGCUGUCGACGUUUAAAGCAGCUCCAGAGCUAGAACAUGUCGCAGUCUAUUCAUAUAUCUACGACGCUAUUGCCUUGAAAAUUGACGGCUGUUCCGGAAAAUACCCGCUGUUGGUGGCCACGAGAUUGUGCCAGAAAUUUCGGCAGACAAUUUACGAGAAUUUGCGGAAGGACUUCGCAAGGAGUGGACCUGCUUUUGAAAAAGAACUUGGUGAUGUGCUCGACUUAUUUUUGAUCCAUCGAUGGGCUACCCGAUUGGCAACUAUUUCAAAGAAACGCUGCCAACCGGCGUAUGUCCGAGAUUGGUUCAACUACGUGUCGGCGGGGAUGCAUUCGACGAAGGAAAACGCUUACUGGAUGGGAAUCGUCCAAACAGCCAUCACGAGGGCCGACAACCGAUUCCAUAUGCCGUCGGCCAGCUCGUGUUUGGCCAAAGCCGUCCGAGACUUGGGAGAACUGACCAUGUUACGCCUAAAUGCCGCUUGGCCUCGGCCACGCCCC
Messenger RNA from Mesorhabditis spiculigera, 3171 nucleotides. NCBI's taxonomy places the organism in Eukaryota, Metazoa, Nematoda, Chromadorea, Rhabditida, Rhabditidae. The record is from the annotation of a GenBank genome assembly.